AUGUCUGCUCCCGCGCCCCGGCGCAUGUUCCUGUAUCCAGAUCCUGUCCGAGCUAUGGAGAAUGUCAGCUUCGUUCGCAGAGCCGCAUGGAAAAACGCCAAGUUCGGGUCGCUCCGAGACAUCUGGGACUACAUCGUCACCGUGGAGCCACGACAUGACCCUGCCGUGUUCCCUGUCGUAGACGAUGCUAGCCACGCCGAAGUGAAGCCCACUGAUCACUCGGACUCGGAGGGCAUCUUGGAUCAACAUCAUUUUGCGCGCAAAUCAUCCAUGUUCCCAAAUACGGCGGCAUACUACCGUUCCCAGUAUCUAUCAGGAGAACUCACGCCGCUGGAUGUCGCACAUGCAAUUUUGCCCCUCAUCCGCCGCGACACGUCGCCACCCGGCGAACAUUCCGUGGCGUGGAUCGAGGUGCAUGCUGAGCUGGUACUCAGAGCAGCCGAGGCAUCGACGAUUCGAUAUAACGAGAAGAGAUCCCUCGGGCCGCUGGACGGUGUACCAACGGCCGUAAAAGAUGAGUACGAUGUCCUUGGCUACCGUACUACUCAAGGCGGCAUCCACGAUUAUGCUGAAUUUCUUGAAGUCGGGCCAGGGGCUCGGGGUAAUGUAGGCCAGCCUUCUUGGUGUGUGUCAAAACUAGAGGAGGCUGGUGCGGUCAUAUACGGCAAGCUGUCAUUGCACGAAUUCGGCAUGGACACCGCUGGUUACAACAUAUUCCAUGGAACGCCGAGAAACCCGUACGACCCAUCCUACUACACGGGUGGCAGUUCGUCAGGUUGUGGAUAUGCCGUCGCGACUGGAAUUGUGCCCUUGUCCAUGGGAGCCGACGGGGGCGGCAGCAUUCGUCUCCCUGCAUCCUUCUGUUCCGUCUUUGGACUCAAACCCACUCACGGAAGGGUGUCCUUUUACCCGGGCCAGAAUCACAGCGGAACGGCUGCUGUGCGUGGUCCGAUUGCAUCCGACAUGCGCUCCCUGGUUGCCCUCUACGAAGUCACAAGCGUGCCUGAUCCCCAAUCCUUCUUCCCGCCAGCAAAACCUUUCGACUUUUCAUCAGAGGGGGAGCAGACCAAGAUUUUGGGUUUCCCCAUAGACUGGAUCUCCCGUGCCGACCCAGAGGUCCAAAAGAUCUGCCAGAACCUCAUCGACCGUCUCGUUGACCAAAAGGGCUACACCGUCGUUCCCAUUGACAUUCCGCUUGUGGCCGAAGGACAAAUAGCACAUGCCAUCACCCUCCUCACAGACGCAUCUAGUCUCGUGCAGAGCACAAAAGGCAUCUCACCCGCCAAUCGAAUCCUCCUGGCACUCGGACGCACCACACCGGCCUGGGACUUUCUUCUCGCCCAAAAGCUACGGCGGGUGCUGAUGGAGCACCUGUCCUGGCUGUGGCAGCAGCAUCCUGGGAUGAUCAUUGUCACCCCUACGAGCGCCAGCGCUGGUUGGCCGAUUCGGAACGAAAAGGAGCUGAAGUAUGGCAUUAGCGAUGGAGAUCAGACGAUGAAGACGAUGGAGUAUGUGUGGCUGGCCAACUACUGUGGCGUCCCGAGUAUCACUGUUCCCGCGGGAUACGCCAUGGCUGAAGGUAAAACUGGAUCUGCCGUUUCGCCAACUGUGCCUGUUGGUCUGAUGGGCACCGGCGAGUGGUGUUCAGAGGAGGCUUUGCUGCGUUUUGGUCUCGAUGCAGAGGAUGUUGGUCACGAUAUUCUGCGUCACCCACCGAAUUGGGUUGAUGUGGGACGUCUGGCAAAGCAAGAGAAGGAGCGUACUGGCUCUGUAACGGACGGUUCGGGGUCUGUGGUGACCGAGGGAGAUGAGGUGCCUUUGAUAGUAUAAUUGGCCGGUGAUACGAGCGUCUGUCCCUUAGCUUCAGAAGUAGGUGUGAUCCCAUGUUAACUUCAACGGUUGACAC
Messenger RNA from Verticillium alfalfae VaMs.102, 1906 nucleotides. RefSeq names its product amidase. The coding region runs from base 1 to 1830 and encodes 609 amino acids. The transcript is spliced from 3 exons. Lineage: Eukaryota; Fungi; Ascomycota; Sordariomycetes; Glomerellales; Plectosphaerellaceae. The record is from RefSeq and is a predicted model, not a curated record. Gene Ontology annotation, molecular function: catalytic activity.